ACACAUUCGAAGAACAGCCACUAUGAAUUCCUAAACAAGAAAAAGAAAAAUUGCAUCGUAGAAAUAACAAAUGUUCCAUCAAUGGAAAAAGAAAAGCAAAAUCUACUUCUUUUUUAAAUUCAUUAUCGAACCCCUUAUCAACAAAGUGUUGUUAAUGAGGUGGUAGUUUCCAUAGUCCAUCGAUUGAACUAGUCAUAUUCCUCCUUUCGAGUCCAUUCAUUUUUUUGGCCUCUUCAUAAUAUUCCUCUUUUUUUUUAUUUUUGUGGUCAGUAUUUACCGAGAACACACAGAGAUAUUUUCUUAAGGCAAACACAAGUAGUCCAAAUUCCAACUUAUAGUUAACUAACUUCCAGAACUUGUGUGUGUCUGUUGUCUGUCUUUGCAAUGGCAACUUUUACUACUUUUGCUUCCAUCAGAAUUCCCAGCCUCCAGUCAGGUGAUCAGCACUCCAUUUUCCGGCCAAAAAUUACUCAGAAAAUACACAAGUUGUUGCGAUGCAAUGCCGAGAACUCAACAAGUAACUCAUCAAACAAUACUAGUACCACCAGCACCAGCACUAGCAGCCAAGAAUCAUCUGAGUCUGAUAAUCUGCUGCUUAAAAUGGCUUGGUAUGGUUCUGAGUUCCUCGGGAUUGCUGCUUCUUUUUUCCGUUCGACGACGAGUACUGAAGCUUCUCCAGAGGGGAGUUUGGAACUUGCAGCUGAUGAGUCUGGACUUGUUGAUCGUGCCCUUGUCGUUGAUACCAUUAAAGAUGACUUCCAAAGAUCCUACUUUGUCACAGGAAACCUGACCCUUAAUGCAUAUGAAGAGAACUGCGAAUUUGCGGAUCCAGCAGGUUCCUUCAAAGGGCUUAGUAGGUUUAAAAGGAAUUGUACUAAUUUUGGUUACCUUGUUGAAACAUCAAAUAUGAAGCUCAUGAAGUGGGAGGACUUUGAGGACAAGGCGAUUGGUCAUUGGCGUUUCAGUUGCAUACUGUCAUUUCCAUGGAAGCCCAUUCUUUCAGCAACUGGUUAUACAGAAUACUAUUUCAAUGAAAAAUCUGGAAAAGUAUGCAGGCAUAUAGAGCAUUGGAAUGUUCCAAAGAUGGCUCUUCUGAAGCAAAUAAUAAGGCCUAGUAGGGGAAGAAAAGGGAGUGGAUGAAGUAAUAGCUAAUGAUCCAUGUGAAGUGUGAACUACAAGCCUCGUAUGUAUGGCUGAAAAACUCGACAUGAACAAGAAUAUAGACCGUACCAAUACACUGGAUUUAAAGGGGAGGAAGGUCUGUAAUGUGAAUGGUGUUGAAAAAGAAUGAAGGAUGUGAAGAAAAUACUCUAGUGCAUUAACUAUUAAGGUCAGUACUAUUAUUCAAAGUGUAGCGGAAGUGGGGAUAAAUAAGCUUUGACAUCGAUGGAACUGAGAAGUCUUGCUUCGUUCCUGUGAAGAAGAUCGUGCAGUUGGUUAUGUCAUCACAUAUAUUGAAUGAACUCUUUAGGUACACAUCGAAUGCAGCGUGGUAAGUAUCUGAAACAAAUACGAAGAGCUUUCUGUUUAGUGCAUAUAUGUCGUGUAGGCCUGUUCGCCAGAUUCACACAUAAGAUUAUUCUGUUUUCAUGAGGAAAAUAGAGAGGAGUAGCGUGUUCUCCCAUACACUCUGAAUCUCGUCAUUCUUUUUAUUGUUCAAGACAUAGUACAGUAAUGUUGUAAGUUCAUAUGAAUUAAGAUCUUGCAUUCUUUCUUGUAUUUCCCUCUUUCAAAGUAUAACAAGAUUAUAAGCUCACUGUUGCA
Molecule: messenger RNA, 1764 nt
Organism: Capsicum annuum
Lineage: Eukaryota; Viridiplantae; Streptophyta; Magnoliopsida; Solanales; Solanaceae
Exons: 4
Coding region: 385-1140 (251 amino acids)
Source: RefSeq, a predicted model, not a curated record